UGUAUGUUUUAAGGCAUGCAAUGAUUGAAUCAAUUGUUUUCUUUAUAUAUCAAUUCAUUCAAUAUUUACAAACCAUUUAUCGUUCAAUUGAUUUGUUAUUAAAAUCAUAACAUUUAACGACACGUUUUGUUUGCAUUUAAUUUAUUUCAUAAAUUUAUUGAUAAUUUAUUAAUUCAUUAAACAUUCAUUAAUUGUAUACAAAAAAAAACAUAAAUAAAACAUUAGAUGAUUAAUAUCGUCGACCAUUGAGUUAUGUUUGCCAGUUCAUCGCAAUUAUCUGUUAAAUUGGGAUCAAUUGUUGGCCACAACAACCACAGUCUUGAUUCAUACUCAUCACCGCAAAAGUCAUUGUCACGUAAGUCUGACCAAAACUCUGGUCAACACUCGCCACCAAACAGAAUGGACACAAAUGUGAAGCCAAUUGCGACCAACAAUAUUAAUCCGACGACCAAUUCGGUGACAAACACGAAGAAUGUUAGCGAAAGAGUGAUUAAGGCUAACGUUAAGAUCACUGAUAAUCUGUAUGACAUCGAGUCUUGGAAUGUACUGAUUAAAGACGCACAGGGCAAACGUAUUGAAGAGUCGCGAGAGUUCUUCGAGAAACUGGUCAUUCAAUUCCCAAAUUCCGGUCGCUUCUGGAAGUUAUACAUUGAGACUGAGAUGAAAUCUCGUAACUACGAUAAAGUUGAACGGCUAUUUCAACGCUGUCUAACCAAAGUCCUUAAUAUUGAUCUCUGGAGAUGUUAUUUAACAUAUAUUAAAGAUACAAAGAAUUCAUUUCCCGAUUAUCGGGAAAAAAUGGCCAAAGCCUAUGAUUUUACAUUAGAGAAAAUCGGAAUUGACAUCCAAUCGUAUUCAGUUUGGAACGAUUACGUCCACUUCCUUAAGAAUGUCGAAGCCGUCGGUAGUUAUGCCGAAAACCAAAAGAUUACAGCCGUUCGUAGGGUUUACCAAAGGGGUGUCGUUAACCCUAUGAUUAGUAUUGAAUCCUUUUGGAAGGAUUAUAUCACUUAUGAACAGAAUAUAAACCAAAUGAUAGCCGAGAAGAUGAUCGCCGAUCGAUCUAAAGAUUAUAUGAAUGCCCGAAGAGUUGCCAAAGAGUUCGAAGCUGUUACUCGUGGUCUUAAUCGCAACGCUCCGGCAAUUCCUCCACAAAACACAUCCGAUGAGGCAAAACAAGUGGAACUCUGGAGGAAAUACAUUCAGUGGGAGAAAAGUAAUCCAAUGAAAACCGAAGACACUUCUCUAGUCAUUAAAAGAGUUCAGUUCGCAUACGAACAAUGUAUCCUAUGUCUGGGCCAUCACCCAGACGUUUGGUAUGAAUUUGCCUCUUAUAUCGAAGAAAAGAGUAAAGAAAUGGGAGAAAAGGGAAAUAUGAACGAACAGAAGACAUUGCAGGAGGAAGUGUCGGCCAUCUAUGACAGGGCCACCACAACACUACUUUCCACUAAUAUAUUGAUUAACUUUGCUUACGCCGACUUUGAAGAAUCACGUAACCGUAAAGAAGAAGCCAUUAAAAUAUAUGAGAAACUAUUGAAUAUUCAAACUCCAGGAUUUGAUCCGACACUUGUUUAUAUUCAGUACAUGAAGUUUAGGCGACGAACUGAAAGUAUAACAACAGCCCGAAGUGUGUUCAAGAGAGCCCGUGAGGACAGUCGUUGUGGUCAUGAAAUAUGGUCGGCGGCGGCUCUUAUGGAAUAUUAUUGCAAUAAAGAUUCAAACGUUACGUCAAAGAUCUUUGAAUUGGGACUCAAGAAGUUUGGGAACUCACCUGAAUUUAUUCUCUCAUAUAUUGAUUACUUAACGCAUUUGAAUGAAGAAAAUAAUAUUAGAGUACUGUUUGAGAGAGUCCUCACUACUGGAACUCUGGCGCCUGAAAAGUCACUUGAAAUUUGGACAAAGUUUCUUGAGUUUGAGUGUCAAAUUGGAGACCUGUCCAGUGUUAUCAAAGUGGAAAAGAGGAGAGCCUUAGCCAUAGAAAAGCUCAACAAACAGACAUCAGAGACUGCAUGGCUGGUCGAUAGAUAUAAAUUUCAGAAUCUGCUUCCCUGUUCCCAAACUGAGCUCAAGUCGAUUGGAUAUGUUGUCAAACAGAACCAACAAAAUCCAUUCACACCUGUUGUCGCUAAUGUUGUCUCAAAUAACGUUCCGUCGACUUUAACCACUUAUCCAAAACCCGAUUUCUCACAAAUGGUUCCGUAUAAGCCUAAACAAAAUCCAAUUGGUAACCUACAUCGCGGUGGUAUAUUUCCUCCACCACAAGCCGUGACCACUCUUUUGGCACAAUUACCUCAUCCCUCAUCAUUCAAUGGUCCGUUUGUAUCGAUUGAUGAUCUAAUGAAUCUCAUUCGCACAAAGUUUUCAACUCUGGACACGAGUCCCCGUCCUGAAGGCAUACCAGUACAAGACGGCCGCAAAUUGUUUACUAUAGCUAUGGAAGCGGCAGAAAAUAAUACAAACAUUUCUAAGAGAACGCUCAAUGAUGAGGACGAUGAGGCAGAUGGCGAUGACUCCAAUCCCGCUCCUCCACAGUAUGAUAUAUACCGUAGUCGACAACUACAGAAAAAACCUCGAAAUUGA
Messenger RNA from Oppia nitens, 2580 nucleotides. It is a transcript of the gene su(f), whose product is annotated as cleavage stimulation factor subunit 3-like. Gene Ontology annotation, molecular function: protein binding; mRNA binding. The transcript is spliced from 12 exons. NCBI's taxonomy places the organism in Eukaryota, Metazoa, Arthropoda, Arachnida, Sarcoptiformes, Oppiidae. Gene Ontology annotation, cellular component: nucleus. The coding region runs from base 253 to 2580 and encodes 775 amino acids. Gene Ontology annotation, biological process: mRNA 3'-end processing. The record is from RefSeq and is a predicted model, not a curated record.